AUCGUUCCAGCAUCUCGAUAGGUUCAGAGACGAACUGAGGACUCUCUCUGCUCUCACUCCUCGCUCGGUUCAACAUGGACUUGGUGAAUUUUCUGCUUUUUCUAGCAGUUACCGCCUUCACGGUGAAAGUUUCUCUUCAAGGGAAACACCAGCGCAGACUGUACAGAGACCUGAUGACUGAUUACAACCCGCUGGAGAGACCAGUCGUGAAUGACUCUCAGACUCUCACUGUUCGCUUUGGCUUAACCCUCAUACAGAUCAUGGAUGUGGAUGAGAAGAACCAGGUUUUAACAACCAACAUUUGGCUACAACUGUUAUGGAAUGAUUAUUACCUCCAGUGGAAUACAUCUGAGUAUCCAGGUGUGACCAAUGUGAGAUUUCCUGACCAUCUCAUUUGGAAGCCAGACAUUCUGCUGUAUAACAGUGCAGAUGAAAGAUUUGAUGCUACUUUCCACACCAACAUUUUGGUCAACUCCUCAGGCUACUGUGUCUACUUACCUCCAGGGAUCUUCAAGAGCACCUGCCACAUCGAUGUGCGCUGGUUCCCCUUUGAUGUCCAGAGAUGUGACCUCAAGUUUGGUUCCUGGACAUACGGGGGCUGGUCUCUGGAUUUAAAGAUGCUGGAGGCAGAUAUCACCGGCUACAUCGCCAAUGGAGAGUGGGAUCUUGUCGAGGUUCCAGGACGGAAGAAAGAGCAUUUCUACGACUGCUGCGAGGAACCGUACCCUGACGUCACUUUCACUGUGGUUAUGCGGAGACGGACCCUCUACUAUGGCCUCAAUCUGCUCAUCCCAUGUGUCCUGAUCUCCACUCUGGCCCUGCUUGUCUUCCUUUUGCCUGCUGACUCUGGGGAGAAGAUCUCACUGGGCAUCACAGUCCUGCUCUCCCUGACUGUCUUUAUGCUGCUAGUUGCAGAGAUUAUGCCCGCCACAUCAGACUCGGUGCCUUUAAUAGCUGAGUACUUUGCCACUACCAUGGUCAUUGUUGGUCUCUCAGUAAUUGCUACAGUUCUGGUCUUACAGUAUCACCACCAUGACCCUGAUGGAGGCAAGAUGCCGAAGUGGACCCGUGUGAUCCUGCUGAACUGGUGCGCCUGGUUUCUGCGCAUGAAGCGCCCAGGUGAGGCGCGAGUGCGUUCAGCCUGUCACAACAAGGCUCCACGGAGCAGCCUGACCAGCAUGGAACUCAAUGCUAGCGCCUCAGCCUCCCAAUCCACCAACGGCAACAUGCUUUAUGUUGGCAUCCGUGGCCUGGAGAGCCUCCACUACUCCACAGCUGCCACCUCGCCUGACUCUGGGGUCCUCUGUGGACGCCUGAUCGGACGAGCAGGUGAGGAUGAGAUGCUCCUCCCCACAGGUCACAGCUCCUCAGUUGGCAGUGUAGAACCAGAGCUGGCCAAGAUCCUGGAGGAGGUGCGAUAUAUUGCCAAACGUUUCCGUGACCAAGAUGAGGAUGAGUUAGUGUGCAACGAGUGGAAGUUUGCUGCGUCUGUUAUCGACAGGCUUUGUCUCAUGGCUUUCUCUCUCUUCACUGUCCUCUGCACUAUUGGGAUCCUUAUGUCAGCACCCAACUUUGUAGAGGCCAUUUCCAAAGACUUUUUCACUUGAGGACUGUAUGAGGAAAUAAAUGCUUCAACAAAAACAAAAGCCUAUACUAAUCACUCUUAUCCCAGAGUAACCAUUUGUUAACUCACAGGGCAGUAGUUUGGAUACAGUUAGUAGUAACACUGCUAGUACGGGACUGAUGGGACAAAUACUUAACUAAUAAUACUUAAAGCAAAAUCAAAUUGAGGACUUCAGAAAAAAUGUAUGCAAGACAUAACUAGCUGAAUUUAUGUCUUACAUGAUGGUGGGGAAAAUGACCAGCCUUUGUACUGUUUUAAAGCAACUAAAAACUAAUACUACAAAACAUUGUUUAAGUGGUGUAAUUUGCUAACCUACAAAGAAUGCAACUGUGGUUUGUUAUAUGAUGUUACCUGUGUAGUAUUGUUCAUUACAUUGUAUCUAUUAGAAGAUCCUCACUAAAAUCUAUUCCUUAUACGAAACAUAACUGCUAUAGUAUCUUGUAUUGAAAUGUAUUUGUUGUAUCACAUGAACUCAUAUAUUCAAAAUAAUUAUGUGAUGUUGUAAAUUGCCUUUUUAUAAUUACAAAUUAAUUAGUUAAGUUAUUAGUUAAUUAUUGUCAUAAGAAUAAGCUUAUAUCACCUCAAUUCUUGAUUCUUAUUUUUAUUAGAUUUAUUUUGAUAAUUAAAGAAUUACUGUGAGGUCAAAAUAUUUUGCUUUUCAUGUUGGUUCAUUCAAAUUAUGAUGUUUUUGUUCUUGUCCAGUCAACAGUUGUACUGUAACGUUUCUCAAAUAAAUGCAAUUUUUCUAUUUGAAAAUGGGACACCAA
Molecule: messenger RNA, 2391 nt
Organism: Micropterus salmoides (largemouth bass)
Lineage: Eukaryota; Metazoa; Chordata; Actinopteri; Centrarchiformes; Centrarchidae
Gene: chrna7a
Product: cholinergic receptor, nicotinic, alpha 7a (neuronal)
Exons: 10
Coding region: 75-1607 (510 amino acids)
Biological process (GO): signal transduction; nervous system process; chemical synaptic transmission
Cellular component (GO): neuron projection; synapse; postsynaptic membrane
Molecular function (GO): transmembrane signaling receptor activity; acetylcholine-gated monoatomic cation-selective channel activity
Source: RefSeq, a predicted model, not a curated record